AUGCUAAAGUUUUCUUUGCUUUGUUCAGGGCCUCUUGAUGAUGAAUUUAGUUAUGAACCUCCUGGGAAGAAAAACAGAAGUUCUGACUCCACUGACAGCGCAGGGAGUUCAACAACUUCCAAUCGGAAAGAAGCACCUAUCCUCAAAAUGCCAAAAUCACCACGUGGAAAUCAAAAGGCAGCCAGUACUGAUGUGUCAACAAUUAUCCCCAAAUCAGAUAUCAGACGGGCACAGUUUAAAGGUAGCAAGUCCAUGCCUGCUGUUGAUGCAUCCUCCCCCGAGCCAAUUGUUUCAUCGACAAAAGAGACUGAAGAGAUUCCAGUUGCCAUUGAAAUGUCUUCUACAGGCAGGCCUGCAGAGACAACUAAUUUACACUUAAAGUACUUGCUCCAAGUCACAGACUCUGAAUUACAGAAUAUGUCCCGUGAAGUUCCCAGUAGCCAAACAAUCUCCAUGGGUGUGCCAUCUGGUGGCAAGCCCAUGACCAAUACUCAACUAGUACUUGCUCCUGUUACCACCAGUCAACCCAGUGAGAAUUUCAUUUUUCAAGAGAUCAUAAAGAUGCCAGUUUCUGAGAAGGGAGUUGAGAAAUAUCAUGUUAAGUCAGAUUCUCUCGAACAGCAAGGUCUUAAGUUGGUUUAUACAAAGCCAACUGUUGACAGUCAGGAGGCCCGUCCCAUGAGCUACGUUGCAUACAAACCUCAUUCCCAACACCAAUCUACAGAAAAAUCUCUCCAGCAACAACAGUCCAUGACAGGAGAUUCUACAGUUGGCCGUAAACGCAAGCAUCCACUAAAACAAGGGCGUCAUAUUUGCCAGUAUUGUGGCCGUGGUUGUGCCAAGCCAAGUGUAUUAGAAAAACACAUUCGUGCACACACCAAUGAGAGGCCCUUUCCCUGUGCUAACUGUGGCCUGUCUUUCAAAACAAAAAGCAACUUAUCUAAGCACACAAAAUCACGAACACAUGCCCUUAAAGCUGGUCUUAGUCAGAGUGCAAGUAGUACGUCCUCAGAGACGGCUGGUACCGAGGGGGAUGUUGAUGCAAAAGACACUAAUGAAAGUGAAGAAACUCAGACAGAGACCAGUGAUACAGAUGGUGAAAAUGAAGACGAUCCACAAAAAACAAAGGGGAACCUCACAAAGCACAUGAAGUCCAAAGCACAUCAGAAGAAAUGUCUAGAACUAGGCAUUGUCCCUGUUCCUGUUACAGUAGAUGAGUCUCAGAUUGAUUCUGUAGCUCUUGCUGCUCAAAGUGCAAUAGCAAAAGAUACAAAAAUCUUGGAUGAUGAUAAUGAGGAAGAUGAGGAUGAUGAUAAAGACAUGGAUGAUGAAGAAGAGACUGAUGAUGCAGAUGGACAGUUUUCAGAUUCUGAAGAAAGUGCAAGAACUAGUUUUGAAAGAAUGGAUACGUCUGAGACAAUUGAUACAUCUGUGGAUAAGGAAAGUGAAUGUGGUACACCUGCACAAACUUCAAGUAUUGAUGUUGCCGAGAUAUGUCGCAUGCCUGAAGUUCAUUCUUGUGAACUUUCAGAGCCUGAAGUAUCAACUACUGCCGAAUUGACCAAGACUACAACAAGUAACCUUGCUAUGAGUUCUUCCCAGGUGCCUCUGUCACUGCAAACACUAACUACUGUUAAUGCUUCCCACCGUCAAGGUGCAACCAGCCAAUUGCAGUUUGUUAAUGAGAUAGCCCACAGUUUGCUUGAUCUUGCUCAACGGCAGAUCCCUCCCGCUGAGGAGUUGCCUGCAGAUCAUCUGGAUACAACAGAUUCUGUCAUCCUCAUCACCACCUCCACUGCCACCAAUACCACCAUCACUACUGCCUCCACUACCACAACCAUCACCUCCACUACUACUACUACUACCACCACCACUGCUGUCUCUAUCCAGUCCAAAGCAGAGGCUACUGAAAAGACUUUAAAACGCCAGUAUAGUUUUGAUAUGGCUGACUCUCCUGACAGAGGUCUCAGCAAGUCUCCUACUCUACAACUGGAGUUUCCAGAUAUUCAGAUGCAUUUGGUGAGCAAAAUUUACCAGAAAGACCAACAUUCUCUGCUGAAACAAACCAGCAGUGAGGAAAUUGCAAUGUUAAAUCAGCAAACAGCAACUGCCAUUGGAGAGAAUUCUUCACAUAAAGAGAUAAGGUCAGGGGAAAUAGAAAAAAUUGGCUCUCAAAUAUUGACCCACCCAUCCAUUGUUGCACUCAAGAUUGAUUCUCAGGAAGGUUACCAGAGACAGCCAUUUAUCACGACUACCACUGCAAUACAAAAUAAUCAACCAUUGACCCACAAUGUUUAUUUGAUUCCUGAUUUACCUGGAAACUUACAAGGAACAAUAGAAAAGGAGACUAGCUAUGGAGCUACUACCACAUCUACCUUAUCCUUAUCACUGACCGGUUUGUUACCCAACAUAAGUCAAUUGGUAAAACAGGAAUCUGACAGUGGCCCUGUUAUAAGUGCCAGUCUCAUUAGUCACCCUCAGAGCAUAACACCAUUCCAAUUUGAACACCCAUUCCAAGCUUUUCAGAGAUCAUCAAACAAAAAUGAAGAAACAAGAGCAGAACCCCAGACAGUAAUCAUUCCCUUGACUACUUCAGGCACUGAAGAAUCUACUUUUGUCUGUAGUCCCAAAGCUGUCAGAGUCUCUCAAUCUUUAAGCAGAGAAUCACCUGCUAUGGAGAUGAUGGUUUCUCGCUCUGAGGUAGCCACUAGCUGUCAGCAAGGUCAGAUCCUUUUACCCAGUCAGCUGGGCCCUAACAACCCAUCAAUUGUAAGCAUAAUUGUAUCCAAUCAGACAUGUCAAAAUGUUGAAAAUGUAGCUCAACAACCGCAGAUGGGACAUAAACAUCAGUCACAGUUAGUAUCAAACUCUCCCUAUAUAGGUCCUGCUAAUAUACCAACACAACCAUUCAAUACUAAUAUAGUUGUUGAGCCACACAUAGUAGAGAAUUUAAUACCAGAACACUCCCAAACAAGACUGGCAGAAUUACAACCUGUCAGUCUUAUUAUGGAGAAAUCAACUACAGAAAGUAAACUAUUAGUUACAAGACAAUCUCCAACAGCAAUUGUUGAGAAAACUUUCCAUUCUGAGCAAUGUCCUACAUCAUUCGAGAGGCAUUCACCUAAACUAUACAUAGAUAAUUCUCAAACAAGGUCUGCUUAUGGAAAUGGGCAGACACGAGUGCAUGUUGAAAGACGAAUUCCUAUGCUUCAACCCAUGAUCCCUAAUGUACAACUCCCACCACAAGAAGUUGGGAAGCUGUCACCUACACAACGAAUAGAAAGUGCAUCACCUCCAAGACAUUAUGUGGAGCGAUUAUCACCAAAGCGACAACACGUGGAGAGGCUGUCGCCGACGAGGCAGCACGUGGAGAGGCUGUCGCCAACGAGGCAGCACGUGGAGAGAUUGUCCCCUACAAGGCAACAUGUGGACAUGCUAACACCCACACGAUAUCAUGUAGAUGCAUUGUCCCCAACAAGAAAAAGCAUAAGUGCACUGUCUCCUUCCAGACAACAUGUAGAUAACUUGUCAUCUUCUUGGCCACAAGUUGACACCCUCUCUUCUUCAAGCCAACCCAUGGACAUGGUAUCUUCUUUGAGGCAACCAAUCAUUGAUAAGCAGAUGGAUAGGUUAUCACCUUCAAAAAAGCUUACAGGUGACAGAUUAUCACCCACUCGACAACAUUUAGAUAAUUUAUCUCCUACAAGCCAACACAUUGACAGGCUAACCACAUUUCGAGUAUGCACAGAAAAAUUGUCUCCCUCUAGACCCUUCAGCAGUCAGUCCCCAACACAGACUACUGGCAAACUAUCUCCAAUAAGACUUACAGACAAACCCCCAUUUAAGAGACAAACAAACAGAUUGUCUCCAAGCAGACAUGUUGAAGGACUGUCUUCUGUGCGUCAACUGGACAGACUAUCACCUGCAAGACAGACAGAAAGAUUAUCUCCUGGUAGAUAUGAAAAUCUAUCCCCAACAAGAGUUCAAGCUAGACUAUCCCCAUGUCGACUUGAGCAACAGUGGCCUUCUGAUCACCAGUUGCCACUUCGAAUUGUUGAAAGUCAGCCUCAACACCUUGAUAGUAAGCUUCUGUGUACGACAACUGAAACACAGCACAGGGUAUGUGAGAAACAAUCGUCAACUGGAAUCCCUGAAAGCCAGGUUUUAUCUUCAGUUUCUACAAGCCAGAACAAGGCCCUUACAAUGCAACCAAGUGUUGAAGGACCCUCAUCACUCAAAAAUAGCAGCAGUUCUUUACAACAUUCGAGAUUGCUAAAAUCCUUCAAAGAUGAUCUGAACAAAUGCCAUAUUUGUAAUAAGUGCUUUUCAAAUGCCCAAGAAUACAUAGAACAUCAACGACAACACAUGAAAACACAGACUCAUCACAGUCAGGACAGCAGUUGUGGUCAUUCACGGCCACACUUACACAAAUGUUUCCACUCUGAAGGUCAUGCAGACUCAUGGUCUAUGAGUACAGAGGAGAUUCCUAGACCACCCGACUGUAAAAAUUGUAAAAUGGAUUUCUGGAAACAGAAUCAUCUACCAAAACACUUAUGGGCCAAAAAACAUCGAUUGACAUUGAUGUGGAACAAAAACUCUUCAUCUACAGAUAGUGAAUCGGCUGCACCAUCAGAAGCCAUGCCAGAUGCUGUUGUCACAACUACUUCUGUUUCAGGUCCGUCCAGAGUUAAAACCAUCCAAGGGACUGAGAAAGCUCUUGACUUAUCUAUAGAUGAGUCCUCAAUCAUUACUAGCCUCUCUUCUACCAGUGUGACUGCAACUUGUACCACUGUGACUUCAGUCACUACAACUGCUGCUGUUACUGUUACAACAACUGCUGUGAUGGCUAAGGAUAUGGCAAGUGAUGAGCAUGCACUUAUGAUAGCUGAAGCAAGAUGUGUCUCUAGAGAACAGGCAGCCAUUAUUAGUGCAGAUGUCACUGAUCAGAGUUCGUUCUUUAUCCACCAGAGACCUGUGAGUAAGAAAUAUGUUGAUUCAUCAAGUGAACAGGUCAAAGAUGAGACAGUCGAAGCAGACAUUUUGAGGAGUGGCAUCCGAAACCCUACUUAUUAUGUUCUAACCGGUGAUGAGAGUGAGAUAACAGGGGCAAAUGUCAUACCAAUCACUCCAAUGGCAGCUCAUGCUACCCAUGCAUGCCAUUUAUGUUCAAGGACAUUUACAUCAGCUUAUCAACUGGAGGAUCAUCUUUCUCAUGCAGACCCACGUCCAUAUGUGUGUGAGUACUGUGAUGCUGGAUUCUCAAAGAAACAAACACUUCGUAUCCAUUUGCAGAUACAUUCACAGCAGGAAAAGCCCUAUGUGUGUGGCAUGUGUGGAGAUACUUUUGUUACAUCUGAAAGUCUCAAGCAGCAUUCACUCAUCCAUUCAAACAUCAUUGUGGGAGCUCAUCGAAGUUUUGAUGAAUCCGCAUUAUAUUCAUACCAACAAGGAACCAGGAUAGGCAGUCCACUACCUAAAGCUUACGAUCGAGGAGUUCAUAUCGCCACUUCACAAUUAUGUUCACAAGACCAUUUUUCCACAUCGUUCCCUCCUCCUCCUCCCCCCAUGAUCAGUACUCCAGUUCAAGUAUCUGCUUUAAACAUCCAGCAAAAACAACCCCAGUACAGGCUGCCUUCUUCUCAAGCACAGCAGUAUAUGGAGAUUAGUCCCUAUAACACUGGUGAUACAAGACCUGUGAUGGUGGCAUCAACCUUAGCUGCUCUGGCAUUGGACUCUGCUGUCAGCAAACCUUGA
This is a messenger RNA of Acanthosepion pharaonis, 5754 nucleotides long. The record is from the annotation of a GenBank genome assembly. NCBI's taxonomy places the organism in Eukaryota, Metazoa, Mollusca, Cephalopoda, Sepiida, Sepiidae.